Molecule: messenger RNA, 1038 nt
Organism: Actinia tenebrosa (Australian red waratah sea anemone)
Lineage: Eukaryota; Metazoa; Cnidaria; Anthozoa; Actiniaria; Actiniidae
Product: trichohyalin-like
Source: RefSeq, a predicted model, not a curated record
CUCACAGAGAGUGGAAACAAAGUCCUCAUAAGCGUCCAAGACCUGAGGUAUCCCGACAAAGACCGCUGGACGAAACCACAGCUCCUUUUCGACGAAAAUGGCUCGGUCAAGGUCAACGUGGCAAGACUAAGGGGCUUUCAAGAGGCCACCCGAAGCGCUUUAGAGCGGCUGGAGACCUUAAAUGAAAGGGUCGCGCUAGAAAAACGCGCUGAGGAGCUGCAAAAAAAGUUAAAAGAAAGGGAGGAAGAAUACGCAAAGCAAACUCAGCUAAUUGUCGAUGCUGAAAAAAAGUUCGGUAACGAAAGAAUGAUGGAAAUGAGAAACCAGUUGGAUAAAGCCCUGCGGGAAAGGGAUAAAGCGCAAAGGGACCUGGAGGAGGCUAAAGGCUUAGGCGCCUCCGUUGAGGCGCUGCGAGAAACGUUGGAAGAAAGGGAGGAAGAAUACAUGAAGCAAAACCAAUGGCUUGCCGACGCACAUAGGAGGGAAGUCGAAUUUAAAAAUCAAGAAAUAAGUGAGCUGGUAGACCAAAGAACCCGAAUUCGGCGUGAAAGGAAUCAAGCACAAAAGGCUCUUAACCUCGCCCUGCAAGAGUUGGACUUAAGAAGCGAAGAUGCUAAUGACUUACAAACUACCAUAGCCGGCUCUUUAGUGGAACGGCGACGGUUGGUUGCCGAAAUUAACACCAUGGAAGAGCAACUUCGGCAAAGAGAUCAGGCCAUCGAAGACCUAGAGGGGCAAAUAGAGCGGCAGCAAGAAGUAAUUGCGGACCAAACUCGUACCGAGGAAGAAAGGGAGGCAGCCCAAAAGGAAGUAGAAACACUUGAAAUACGCCUUGCGGAAUUACGAGCUCAAAAGGAAAAACUGGAAAAGGAGCUGGGGCUUACCACCAAGGAAAAGGUAAAAAGAGCUCUUUUGAAGUAUGGUAUUCCGCUGGCAUUUGCGGUUGCUAUUUCGAGCGUAGUAGGAGUUAUCCUAUCCGCGCUUAAGGCUACAGGCGCGGGCGUAAAGAAAUUAGGCAAUGGGCUGAGUAAUAUAUGA